GAGAACGCAGGAGGAGGUCGCGGGAGGAGGUCGGAGCCGCGGGGUCCGCCCGCGGCGCGGGGGGCCAUGGCGACCCAGCUGGUGAGCGCGGCCGACAAGGGCGGGAUCCUCGUCGACGCGUCGGCCAUCGGGCGCCCGGUCGGGGACACCUCCUCCAGCGCGUGUUACGUCACCGACCUGCCGAAGAAUUUCCACGGCGGCGAAGAGGCGCUCCACUGGUCGCUAGGCGAGCUCUUCGGGCAGUAUGGGAAGAUCAAGAAGAUCGAGCUGUACAUGGAGGAGGGCAUCCUUGAAACUCAGAACUUCAAGGGCGAGGCGCUUAUCGUGUACCACAGGGGCAAGCUCACGGGCAGCCACGACAAGGGCGACCCUGUCUGGGACGCCUGCACGGAUAUGGACGGCAAGUACCGGCUGCUCGGGAAGAAGAUGUGGAGGAUGCGCGUGGAGGCUGCUACGUGGCAGAGGGAGGGAUACGACGUGAAGGACAGGGCCAAGAGGUUCCCCUGCGUCGAGAUUGGUAACCUGUGGGAGUACGUCCCCGCCAUGCCCCUCGCGUGGUUCGGCGAGAUGCAGGAAGUGAUUCGGCUGCACGCUGCUGAGCAUAUCGAGAUGCCUUUCGUGAAGGUCGAGCCCACGGAGGGGAAGGCAACAGUUUGGUGCAAGGGCGCGCAGGACGCCAUGAAGUUCGCCUCCAUAAUGCACAAGAGCUACUUCCUGGGGCGCAAGGUGCAGACGUCGUUGUGCCGAAAGCCGAAGCCUGUCGAGGAGAGGCUGCCGAGGCUGCCCAAACCCGCCCCUGGCGCCGUGACCCCCGGCGGCCAGCAGCGGCUGCCGGAGCUGUCGCUGAAGCCAAAGGCGCCGGAGCCAGAGCCGGCGCCCGCCCCGGAGCCCACCGCGGAGCCCGAGGCCUCGGCCGCCCCCGCGGCGCCGGCGCCGGAAGUGCAGGCGGCGUCUGCAGGCCCCGCCUUCCAGCUCAAGGGCGGCUGCAGGGUGACGCUGCGGGGCCUCGUGGCGAAGCCGCAGAACAACGGCCUGCGGGCCGAGGUGAUUGAGUAUUUGGCAGAAGCCGAAAGGUACCAGGUCCGAUUGGAGGACGGCAGGUGCGUGAAGCUGAAGCGCGAGAACCUCGAGGUGGUCCGCGAGGAUCAGGCCGAGGACGCGCGGGCGCUGGCGGCGGAGGCGAGCGAGGACGAGUCAGACUCCGACGAGGAAAUGGAAGACGCGGACGGGGCCGCGAAUGCGCAGGCUGCCCUUGUCCACAGGGAGGCAGAUGAGAGGCAGAGGUACGAAUGGCGAUACUUGUUCUUCCCUGCUUGUUGCGCCGCCAGGCGUUUCGGGGCGGUCCUCGGUGCGGUCGAGAUCGGCCAUGAGGCUGGAGCGGUUAGGAAGACGCACGGCGCGCAGGCCGCGCCAGGGCCCAUCCCGAAUGCCAGCUUUGACUGCAUCGUAUUUGCACGUGGCAGGGGCGGGGAUUCUGCUUUCGGCUCUCGUCCUGGACUGCUCAAGUCCGCGCUCGUGCGUUUCGCAAGCCAGCGUGUCGGACAGGCCGGCCUGUCGAGCUUAGUGUGCCGGGAGCUAGACCCCCCAGCAGCUAGCUCUGGCCCGCGCGGGGCCGUGGAUGUGACAAUUCAGUUGAUAUUGAUCGAUCAGACAAGAUUUCAGAUUGGAAUUGCGGAGCCAGUGGUUGCGAUUGCGUGGCCGUGGCCGGACGUCCAGCAGGACCUUCACCGAGUCCAACACAGCGGCAGUGAUGACGAGAAUAUCGAUGCGAGCCUCGAAGAGAAGAAGAAGAAGAAGAAAAAGAAGAAGAAGCGCAGGUUCAGAGUUAAGGAAGCGACCGCGAAGAAAGGCAUGGCCCUCGACAGUUUCUUCAUGGGAAGCUUUCGGAGGCGAGGCACGGACAUGUGCGAGUAUCUAGCCAACAAGGACAAACCGUGGGGAUACCUACAGGAGCGCGACGAGACCGCGACGCUCUCGGAUGACGUGAUGGCCGACUUCCCGUUGGACAGAGCGAACUUCUUGGGCGACCAGAAGCGAAACAUCAUACUUAACAGUGGUUCCGAGCACAGGCUUCAGACGUUCCAGCACGCGCUGGGAGUGAAUUUCGAUGACGUGCACGAAAAGGAGGAGCGGACUGCGCAGACGCAGACCGAGAAACAUGGCGGCAAGUAG
This is a messenger RNA of Prorocentrum cordatum, 2172 nucleotides long. NCBI's taxonomy places the organism in Eukaryota, Dinophyceae, Prorocentrales, Prorocentraceae. The record is from the annotation of a GenBank genome assembly.